CCGUUGCAAUACAACGGAAUAAGAGAUUAGUUUUAAGUUACAGAAAUUGUUGCUCAAUCCGGAAAAUUUAUCCUUAUCUCGAAAUCCAUUCCAUUAGCAGUAGUAUGUUUUAAUCGCUCCCUUGUAUUCAGUUAAGUAUCCCAUCCCCAUCAUCCUGACUCAGAGCAGACAUGGUGGAGCCAACAACACACAAGUUUGCAUCCCUAGAAGAGGAGCUGGGCUUCUGGAAGGAGCAGGCAGAGAGACAUCAGCAAAGGGCAGAAGAGUCUCAAGAGGAGCUGCAGGAGUUUCAGCAGAUGAGUCGAGACUAUGAAGCAGAACUGGAAACAGAGCUGAAGCAGUGUGAGGGUCGAAACAAAGAGCUGCUUUUGAAUAACAACCGACUUCGCAUGGAACUGGAAAACAUAAAGGAAAAAUUUGAGUCCCAGCAUUCUGACGCUUUGAGGCACAUCUCAGCCAUGGAGGAAGAUCUGGCAGAAACCACAGCAGUUAGAGAUCACCUGCAGAAAUACAUCAGAGAACUUGAGCAGUCCAAUGAUGACCUGGAGAGAACCAAAAGGGCUACCAUCAUGUCUCUGGAGGACUUUGAGCAACGGAUGAACCAAGUCAUUGAGAGGAAUGCCUUUCUUGAAAGCGAGCUGGAUGAGAAGGAAAACCUGCUUGAGUCUGUUCAGAGGCUCAAGGAUGAAGCCAGAGAUCUUCGCCAGGAGCUGGCUGUGCGUCAGAAGGAAAGACGUCCAUCCAGCAGCCUGGGCAAAGACACAGAUCGAGCAGAUCUGCCGUGUCCCUCGGCUGGUAACCCAUCCUUCCCUGUCACGCCCUCCAAACCUCUCAGCUCAUUUGUCACACCCCCUGCUUCCAGCAUCCGGCGAGGUGAUGGUCUAACAGGGACUCCCCUCACUACGUCUGCUAGAAUAUCUGCACUCAACAUUGUAGGGGAGCUGCUGAGAAAAGUUGGAAAUCUGGAGUCCAAGUUGGCAUCCUGUCGAGACUUUGUGUACGACACGUCUGUUAGUAGGCCGGCACUUCCAGCUGGUUCUGGUAGUCCUUCAGGCUUAGAAGCAGCGCCUGAGAUUCAAACUACCAGCAUGAGCCCCCCUCCUCAGUACGACAGUUUAGUGAAGCGCUUAGAGUUUGGACCAGCUCCUCCAAGAGGGGUCACCCAGGGUGCCCAGUCUCCACAGGGAGGGGUCAAGAUCCUGCUAUGAGACAAAAAGAAGA
Molecule: messenger RNA, 1221 nt
Organism: Seriola dumerili (greater amberjack)
Lineage: Eukaryota; Metazoa; Chordata; Actinopteri; Carangiformes; Carangidae
Gene: nde1
Product: nudE neurodevelopment protein 1
Exons: 9
Coding region: 171-1208 (345 amino acids)
Biological process (GO): mitotic centrosome separation; cell migration; microtubule nucleation
Cellular component (GO): kinetochore; centrosome; kinesin complex
Molecular function (GO): microtubule binding
Source: RefSeq, a predicted model, not a curated record